AUGUCAGCAAUCUCUUCCAACAUUGUGCAGAUUCUAUCUCUCUAUGCUGUCCAAUGCCUGAUACCUGCAACUCUCCUGAUCGCAACCACAAAGCAAUCUGUUCUUCGGUAUCUGUCAAUUCCAUGCUCUAUCUUCAUUGCAUUUCGAGCUAUACCAGUGGCCACAGCGCUGGGCCCGGGAUACGUGUGGUGUGAAUGUGCUCGCCUUUUUCUGACUAUCAUCUUCCAAUGCCUAAAUCUGCUACUCAUCGACCCUAAGGACAGUAAUGAUUUGCCUUCUGGGGGCAGUCAGAGCCUUGUGUCUCGAAUUUAUGCCGCGACUCGGCUCUUUACUGACCCUCGAGGGAUCAACUCUUCCUGGCAAAUAAAGAAUGCCCCACCACAGCCAAAAUAUUAUCAACGGCGUGAUAUGAACAUACCUCCUCGGGGUCGCUUCUUGAUUCGUCAAAUCGCCAUUAUUGUUUGGCAAUAUCUAGCUUUGGAUGUAUUUGCUACACUUGCGUUGCAACAAGCCUUGGAGCAAGAGAAGAAUGGGAUUUUGCCGCCAGUGCCUCAAUGGGACAUAUCAUGCGAACAAUGGAUUGAACGAAUUAUCUCGAACCUUAUGGCUGGAUUUGUGGUCAGCCGAAUCCUCAUCGACUUUCACCAUCGUGCCUUUUCGGUAAUCCUCGUGGGACUUGGACUGGACUCGCCUGCAAAUUGCCCUCCGUUGUAUGGAAGAGCACUGGACGCUGAUACAGUACGGGGCUUCUGGGGGAAAUUCUGGCAUCAAUUGCUACAAAAUCCCCUGACCUCUGUCAGUGCCUUCAUCACCCAAGACCUAUUGGGUCUUAGGCCAAGAUCCUUGAUGCAGCGGUAUAUGAAUGUUUUUGUUGUUUUCUUCUGCUCGGGUGUGCUGCACCUCAUCCUGGAUAUUGUGCAGGGAAUCCCAGCACAGGAAUCCGGCGCCAUGUUAUUUUUCGUCACGGCUCCUCUAGGUCUUAUGAUCGAAGAUGGAAUCAAAGCGCUUUGGAAAUCCUUUUCGAAGCCUAAUCGAUCAAUCAAGACAACCCCUAAGCCGUUGUGGCAAAGGGUUCUCGGCCUAACAUGGUCUAUGGCAUGGCUUGGUGUCACUUCAACUGGGUUCUUCUACCCACAAGUUGUGAGGCCGAAAAAUCAGGCCCUGGUUCCUUUUUCUGUGGCGGAUCAUAUCGGACUGCCUCUAGAGUCAGCGUUUGUUCUGGUCGGUGGUGCUGUGCUAGCAAAGGUGUUUGAGGUAGAAGUAUGA
Messenger RNA from Penicillium coprophilum, 1266 nucleotides. Its product is annotated as wax synthase family protein. The transcript has 2 exons. The record is from RefSeq and is a predicted model, not a curated record. Gene Ontology annotation, biological process: lipid metabolic process. NCBI's taxonomy places the organism in Eukaryota, Fungi, Ascomycota, Eurotiomycetes, Eurotiales, Aspergillaceae. Bases 1 to 1266 code for a protein of 421 amino acids.